Molecule: messenger RNA, 3031 nt
Organism: Daphnia carinata
Lineage: Eukaryota; Metazoa; Arthropoda; Branchiopoda; Diplostraca; Daphniidae
Product: activating transcription factor 7-interacting protein 1-like
Exons: 8
Coding region: 630-2843 (737 amino acids)
Biological process (GO): regulation of DNA-templated transcription
Cellular component (GO): nucleus; transcription regulator complex
Molecular function (GO): protein binding; transcription coregulator activity
Source: RefSeq, a predicted model, not a curated record
UGAGCGCCCCGAGGGUUUUUUUGCUGGAGACGAGUUGUGUUAUACUACCAACCGUUGUACUGCUAUUCACAGCCUGGCACCAAGGAACCCAAGACCCCCAUUUCGAAUCGCUCUGAACACUUUGUACCUUUCUUUUUGUAGGCUUGUUCAUUUUUCUUGUUGGGCCUAGUAAUCGUAAAACUAGACAUUGACUAUUUAGGUAAACGGACGAAAAACAUUGCUCGCAUUUCAGUCCACUUUUGGUGGCUGAUGCAAGUUUUCGAGAGGAGGCGGUGGCAAAAGAUUUUUUUACCUUCGGGGUUGGCAAGAGAGGUCGUCAGGAAAGUGGGAGCGCCUGAGGGUGAUCUUAGCUAUCGAUUGAAAACUAGAGAAAAUUUCGUAUCGAUUGUGAAAAUAGGGAAAGAGCGCGCCCCUCUAGGUUGUUUGUUCCUUCGGCCAACCGUUAGAGUGGUAGAGUUGUUGUAUCGGUUGUACCAGGAGGAUCGCAGGACGUAGCGCUCCUGCGUGUAGUUGUUCUAAUCCCUUAGCUGGUGGUCGUACUCGAGUGAUUGACAUCACCACCCUCUCUGUGAUUUGUAAUAGGAACUGUUUUUUUUUUUUUCACGACUUGGAUUGGAUUCUGUUUCAACAUGGUGGACGAUGGAAGAAAAGUGGAUCAAGCGGAUCAAGUGAUCACGGAGACGACACCAAUUGUCAAUCCGAGUUUAAAGCUGAAGAUCAAUUUACGUGAUCGUCAAACCAUUUAUGGCAAACGCCAUCGCAGUUCUUCACCAGCCAACAGCAGCGAUUCAUCAUCAACAUAUGGAUCAACUCGGUCAUCAAGCCGCCAUCAUGCAGUCCGUGCCGGUGGCGUUCAGGCUUCCUCGAUCAAGCGAAACCGCAGAGAACUGAACCAACGGCGUCGUGCGGAUGAGGUUGACGAACCCUCACCUCAGACAGAGACUCCGCCCUCUUCGUCCAAUGUAGGUUCUCCAGCGAAGAGAAAUGCAACGGAAACGGACAGUCGUCAUAUGGAAAUGAGAAAAGUACGAAUAGGUUCCGGCGGAGGAUUCUCGGAAGUGUCGGUGACCACCAAGGAAAGAAGGACAAAAUCACUCGAAUCACCUGAUGGAGGCAUACCGACUAGCAAUAUCCUGUUGGUUGACAUGAAUGGCGAUGAAACGCCAAGUUCGAUAAACGAGAACCAAAUUGUUGACCCUUCUGGCUCUCCUCCCGCUUCUCCAGUGGAAAAAGAAGUUAAAUGCGAAGUCGAAAUGAAAAGUCCCAAACUCGAAACCAAACUUGAAACCAAACUUGGUGCUGCUACUAGCAAACUGGUUAAGCGACUGACCCGAGAAGAGCUGGAGCGUCUGGUGAUGGAACAAAUGUGUUUAUCCAUUCGUGAACGUGGCAUCACUGGGGAAUUGGAACGGAAACUAGAAGCGGCCGAUGCCCAACUCGACCGAUACCGUCGCCGUUCCGAAGCUCUUCAUAAGCAGGUGUCUGAUUUAGAGCUUGUAGUUCGAAGAUUCGUACAGCAGUCUAAGAAUCGCAACCAAACAAUCACGCCUCCCAUGAAAAUGACACGUUCCGUUGGGUUGCAAAUCAAUCUAGCUUCUCAUCCUAGUAUUGCACAACAAAUGGCGGCGCUGAAAAAACCCGCUGAAGCAAAACCAGCCGUUUCGAUUGUUCCUGCUGUUACCAUAAGGCCUGCUAGUAAUCCUACGCAAUCAGUAGCCACAUCUGUUGCACCGUCAAUGACAUCACCAAAUUCUUCCGCCAACAACUUGGCUCGAGUACCUAUACCACCCAGCUUCACGAUGCAAUCUCCUGACAUUGCUUCUUAUGUGCCACAACAGGCCGUGCCCCGCUACAGGACAGCUCCGCAGAGACGGGUAGAAGAAGCUCCAAAUUCACCUAAAAUUGCAACCUAUGUCAACAUUGGCGGUAUCAAAUCGAUCCCUGGAGGCGCCAGUGUUGCAAGCAAGUUGCUAAAGAACUCGGUCAACAUCACGCCUGUGGUACCACUAUCGGUGAAACAACAACCUAAUCAAAGCCAACCCAAUCCUGGCACUGUGGCUGCCAUGCUCGCUCGGGCACGAUCGGCUACUACAGGAGAUCUGAAUAAUACAUCUGCCCAGCAGUCCAUACCAGCAUGUGUUCCUAUGGCUCGUUGGUCCAAAGUGCCAGCCUCUAGGGCCACCACGGUCAAUAAAGUUACACUUCCCGGCCGUCUCCCCAACGUCAUUGAUCUUACUGAUGAAGAUUUAGAAAAAGAAAGGGCAGCUGCCGCCGCCGGACGACUUAUUGUCCCUAGACCAAUGCCCAAAGCCUCGCCGACAAAUGGCACAGCUCCUAAUGCAACGUCCAAUGGACUGCCCCGUGGAGUCGCAUUAAAGUCUACUACGUUGAACGGCCGCUCUCCGUUGUCAGCCAGUAAGGCCCCCAUUUCGCCGUCGCCAAAUAUAAAUACCAAACCAGCAUUGACACACCCUGCUCCUCUUCCGCCUGCGCCAGUUGGGCCUGUUAACCCAUCGUGGAAGUCUGUCGCUCCCCGGCCAACCCUAGACAUUAAACGCGUUGCCAAUGGCAUUGUUCUAUCUUGGAAUAUGCAAGGAAACUUGUCUCAUCACGCAGAUAUUGCUUCAUAUCAACUGUUCGCUUAUCAAGAAGGGUCGGAUCCGCCAACAGUCAACGGAAGUGUUUGGAAGAGAGUUGGAGAGGUUAAGGCCCUGCCUUUACCAAUGGCCUGUACUCUAACGCAGUUCCUUGAGGGUCAUCGUUACCAUUUUGCAGUACGGGCCAUGGACGUUCACGGACGUGCAGGACCGUACAGCGAGCCAGGAACCAUUAUUUUGUCUUGAAAUUGACUUGCACAAAGACAGAAUACUAUGCGCGUUUACCUCGGUUUGUAGAGGAUUUCCUAAGGCUGUUGACUUUUGUCAUUGGAUAUCCGACAAAUUACUGCCUAACCUGACCCUUUCAAUUGUUAUUUUCUUAUUCAUGUGUUUCAACCGAUUUUUUGUUUAAAAUAAAUGAAUUGACCAAUUCA